Molecule: messenger RNA, 2422 nt
Organism: Rhineura floridana
Lineage: Eukaryota; Metazoa; Chordata; Lepidosauria; Squamata; Rhineuridae
Exons: 2
Coding region: 127-1074 (315 amino acids)
Source: RefSeq, a predicted model, not a curated record
AGAGCGCGUUUGAGGAGAGGUCUUGUGAUCGUGAAGGGUUUGUGUGCGUUCGCUGUAGAAAGAUCAGGUGCUGUUGUGCUGUGCAUCUUUCCAUUUGUUGUCUCUGCAACUCUACUAUUGGCUUCAAUGCAGCCAGAAGGGGAAAAGCAGAAGAAGAGGAAAUAUGCAAUAUCGUUUCAGACCGAAUGGCUGCAGAAUGAUGCUUUCAAAGACUGGAUCGUUAAAGUAGAUGACAUUGUUGCCCGUUGUAGGUACUGUAAUGCUGCCUUCCCUGUGAGACAAGACGGUGUUGAGGCCAUCCAGAAACACAUGGAAACCGAAGAACACAUUAGAGCUUCAGAAAUGGUGAAGCAGAGUGCUGCCAUGACAUCCUGCUUUGCCAACAAAAAUACACCAGAAAUGUUCAGUGUUGCUGCUAUAGAGGUUGGCAGCAUGUAUCAUGCUGUUAUGCACCAGCACAGCUACCUGAGCGCAGAUUGUGGAAUAAAACUGAUUUCUACAAUGAUCGAGGACUCUGCUCUUGUUAAAAAACUGCGCUGUGGAAGAACCAAGGCAGAGUGCAUUGUUGAAAACGUGCUUGGACCAAAAUCAAUAGAAAAUGUGGUGCGGGCACUGGGUGGGCGUUCCACUAAAAAAGUUCCUUAUUCAAUUGCCACAGGUGUUUCUAACAAAGGCAACCGUAAAAUGUUUCCUGUGGCUGUGCGUUAUUUUGAUGCUGACCUUGGAGUCCAGGAGAAACUGCUGGACUUCUGUGAGUUACCAUUAGAGACUGCUGUUGCCAUCAGUGACAGCCUUCUGAAGAUUGUGACUGAUCUAGGAUUAUCCGCUGAAAAUAUAGUGGCUUACACGGCAGACAGCACUGCUGUCAAUUAUGGUGUAAGGAACUCUGUAUUCCAGAUCCUUAUGGAACAGAAAAGUUCUAUUGUGAAGGCAAACUGUUUUUGCCAUAUUCUCAACAACGCAGCCAGGCAUGGCUGCUUAAAGAGCAAGUAUGAUGUUGAGUUUCUGGUUUAUAAAAUUUACGCUGAACUCUCUGGGAGCACCCUUGAAAAUGAGAAACUCAGAAUGCUUUGAUGAGUUAGAAGUGCAGUAUCAUGCACUUUUUCAGCAUGGAAAUACACAAUGGCUCUCUCACUUCCCUGUUGUUGAGUGGUUAGUUCAGUCGUGGCCUGCUGUAAAAUCCUAUUUCCUGGAGCUCGGGGAAGAAGAGACCAGUGGCACGAUAUGGAACUUUAUUAGUGACCAGGCAGAUGAGGCAGCUGGUGACACAACUGAAAAGAUUUCCAUCCAAGAGUGCUACCUCUACUUUGUCCAUCAUUACAUGAAACUUUUUCAUGAGGCUAUUAGUGUUUUGGGGGAACAGCACUCAUUAAGUCCACAUCUCCACAGCCUCAUGUGCAACUUGAGGGAGAAGCUGGUAAAUCGCAUGGACAAAGAAUUUUUUGGAGCAAAGGUAUUUUAAGGUCUAAAGCACCUCCCUGAAUUUCAAUGUGCAUCUUUCACUGCAGAUGCACUCCACAUGUACAGUCGGGCAAUAGCAUACCUUGAGGAAUGGUAUGAUUUUGAGAACUCACAACUAAAAGACUUCACAGCCUUUGAUCUGGACAGAGAGUCAGAUGAGCUAACAGUGGACCAUGUUAGUAAGGUGGCUUCAGAUCUGGGCAUUGAAGUUGAUGUUGAUGGUCUUUUCGAUGAACUUUGCCUGGUUGACAAGUUUGUGCCUGAGGUGAGAACAUCGGAUCUUCCUCUGGAUGAGAAAUGGGUGAAGUUACUAAAGAGCAUCAACUCAAGAAUUCUGGUAAAGGUUGUCAGUGCAGUGCUUGCCAUCCCAGUAAGCAAUGCUUAUGUGGAGAGGGUGUUUUCACUCAUGGCCAAUGUACAGACUAACAACAGGAACUGUAUGUCAUCUUCCCUUGUCAAAGCAGACCUUUGUGUCAAGUUAAAUUUUGACAUGAGCUGUGCUGAAUUUUUUGAAUAUGUGAAGAAAGAGCAAGGGUUGCUUAAAGCUUGUAUUUCAAAGGAGAAGUACAAAUUCUAAACUCAGCCAUUUUUGUCCUUAAUUUAAAUCCAGUUACCGCAGUGGAAUGCUCAUUGCACCUUGUUCAUUCUUUCUAUCUGUUUCUCUUUUGUAAAAAGUCAUGCUGUUAGUAAUUUUUGAGAACAUUCAUUUAGAUGUAAUCCACUUCUCCUUUUCAAGAGAAAUAAUGGCCUAAAUCCAGUUGCUAGUCCCAACUAGAGUAGACCCAUUGAAUUGAUGGGAACUUGGUAAAUUGACACUUAUGUAAAUUCCAUUGCUUCAGUGGGUCUCUAAUUGGACCUAGCAACUGGAUUAUGACUAGCAGUUGGAUUGGUGAUGUAACCUGCCUUUGUUCUCUAAAAGAUGAUGUGUGUUUGUUAAAUAAAACAAGACGUUUGUUUCUAA